AAGAGUGGGACUGAAAAGGCUGUGCUCUGAAUCGCCGUACAGCUCACUCAGUUUAGUACUUGUUUGUUUCUUUUAUAGCUUACUGUGAUCUCAGCUGGAGAAACAGGUGGAAUAUCAUGGCAUCUCUCUGGGUCGGACCUCGAGGAACCAUAAAAGAUUAUCCAGGCUUUAGCCCAUCUGUGGAUGCUGACGCUAUUCGGAAAGCAAUCCGAGGAAUCGGAACUGAUGAGAAAACCCUCAUCAACAUUCUGACGGAGCGGUCAAACGCGCAGCGGCAGCGGAUUGUCACGGAGUAUCAAGCGACAUAUGACCAGAAGCUGAAAGAUGACUUGAAGGGUGACCUCUCUGGCCACUUUGAGCAUGUCAUGGUGGCUCUUGUGACUGCACCUGCCGUGUUUGAUGCAAAGCAACUGAAGAAAUCCAUGAAGGGCACAGGCACAGAUGAAGAUGCCCUGAUUGAAAUCUUAGCAACCAGGACAAGCCGGCAGAUGAAGGAGAUCUCACAGGCCUAUUACACGGCAUAUAAGAAGAGCCUCGGCGAUGACAUCAGCUCCGAAACGUCAGGAGACUUCCGGAAAGCUCUGCUGACUUUGGCAGAUGGUAGAAGAGAUGAAAGUCUAAAAGUGGAUGAACAUCUGGCCAAAAAAGAUGCCCAGGUCCUCUAUGAUGCCGGCGAGAACAAAUGGGGCACAGAUGAAGACAAGUUCACUGAGAUCCUGUGCCUGCGGAGCUUCCCUCAGCUGAAACUAACAUUUGAUGAGUACAGAAAUAUUAGCCAGAAGGACAUUGAGGACAGCAUUAAAGGAGAAUUAUCUGGGCAUUUUGAGGACCUGCUGCUGGCCAUAGUUCACUGCACGAGGAAUACGCCGGCCUUUUUGGCAGAAAGACUUCACCGCGCUUUGAAGGGUGCUGGGACUGAUGAAUUCACCCUGAACAGAAUAAUGGUUUCCAGAUCAGAGAUUGACCUUUUGGACAUCCGACAUGAGUUUAAGAAGCAUUAUGGCUACUCCUUAUACUCAGCAAUUCAAUCAGAUACUUCUGGAGAUUACAGAGCCGUGCUCUUGAAGAUCUGUGGAGAAGAUGAUUGAAGAAGAUGGUUUCCAAAGGCUGCCUGCCCUGACAGCGGACCUCCUCAACAGCUCUGCUUACUGCUUUCAUACCAGUGUCCCAAAGUGCAAGCAAAUGCAAGACAGCGACUGC
This is a messenger RNA of Acomys russatus (golden spiny mouse), 1200 nucleotides long. It is a transcript of the gene Anxa3, whose product is annotated as annexin A3. Gene Ontology annotation, cellular component: cytoplasm. The transcript is spliced from 12 exons. The record is from RefSeq and is a predicted model, not a curated record. Gene Ontology annotation, molecular function: calcium-dependent phospholipid binding; calcium ion binding; phospholipase inhibitor activity. Bases 117 to 1088 code for a protein of 323 amino acids. NCBI's taxonomy places the organism in Eukaryota, Metazoa, Chordata, Mammalia, Rodentia, Muridae.